GUUCACAGUACAUUUGGAUAAGGGUCUGCAGGAGACAUGGCUUGCCUGCGCUCUGUGCCAAAAAGGAGGAAUUAUACCGGAUCCAUCUGCUCUUUGUCGUUAUUUCUCAUUUUUAUCAUCGGAUGCCUCCAGAAUGCUCAUAUUGCAUCUGCAACCCUUCAUCGUGGUCCUCGUGUAAACAAUAAACCUGCACUUCUGCUGGAAUCACUGCGGUUACCUCACAACACAGAAUAUGAUGUUGUUGCCCCAUAUGAGGUGGACCAUCAAGGUCGUUACAUCUCCCAUGUUGUGGCCCACCACCACCGCAGGAAGCGCUCUACGGAUGGCCAAGUUCACGACCUUAGCUCGAGUGUCCACUUCAGACUCCAUGGAUUAGGGCAAGAUUUCCACCUGGACCUGCAGCCAUCACGUGACCUGAUCGCACCCAGCUUUACAGUUCAGACCCUGGACAGGAGUGGCACCAAGAGCUUGCAUCCUUUUCCUAGUGAUGACCUAUGCUUCUACCAUGGGGUACUGAGGUCAAAGGUCAACUCAUCCGUGGCCCUGUCGACAUGUGCGGGAUUGUCAGGUUUGAUCAGAACUCAAGAUGCAGAUUAUUUCCUGAAGCCACUGCACCCACAUCAGGCACUGCUAGAGAACUUCUUAGCACCAUCUGACCACCAUCCUCACAUCCUAUACAAGAGAUCUGCACUUCCAGAGACAGAUGUGCAGAUGCAUAGAAGGAGAAACAGAAGACGAGAUGAAGGAACCACAAACAAACAGAUGCAUCCACAGGAGUAUAAGCAUAUGCUACAAAGUCAUGAUGAAUACAACUACGUCACACAGCAGAGACAGCACUUCUGUGGACGACGGAAGAAAUAUAUGCCUAAACCACCUGAGGAAGAUAUCUAUAUUUUUCCAGAUGAAUACAAGUUUAUGCCCAGAGGGAAACGUGCAAUCAUGUACAAAAAACCUCAGCCACACCAGAAGCUGAAUGUGGAGACGUUGGUGGUGGUCGACCGCAAGAUGAUGGAGAAUCAUGGUCACAAGAAUAUAACCACAUAUGUCCUUACUGUUCUUAACAUGGUCUCAACUCUUUUCAAAGAUGGAACAAUUGGAGGUGACAUCAAUGUUGUAAUUGUUGGACUAAUACUGUUGGAUGAAGACCAGGAUGGUCUGGCGAUUAACCACCAUGCUGACCACACUCUGAACAGUUUCUGUCAGUGGCAGUCAGGUUUGGCAGGGAGAGAAGGUCGUCGUCAUGAUCAUGCUAUUCUUCUCACUGGUCUGGAUAUCUGCUCCUGGAAGAAUGAACCAUGCGACACUUUAGGUUUUGCUCCUAUCAGUGGAAUGUGUAGUAAGUACCGGAGUUGCACUAUCAAUGAAGACACGGGUCUUGGUCUGGCCUUUACCAUCGCUCAUGAAUCUGGACACAACUUUGGAAUGGUCCAUGAUGGGGAAGGCAAUGUGUGUAAGAAGUCAGUAGGAAACAUCAUGUCUCCCACCUUGGCCGGACACAAUGGUUUAUUCUCCUGGUCCUCCUGUAGCCGACAGUAUCUAAACAAAUUUCUAAGUACCGCCCAGGCCACCUGUCUCUCUGAUGAGCCCAGCGCCAUACAGGAGUACAAAUACCCUGAGAAACUUCCCGGCGAGCUGUAUGAUGCUGACACCCAGUGCAAGUGGCAGUUUGGAGAGAAAGCCAAACUAUGCACUCUGGAUUUCAAGAAGGACAUCUGCAAAGCCCUAUGGUGCCACCGGAUUGGGAGGAAAUGUGAGACCAAGUUCAUGCCGGCUGCCGAGGGUUCCGCCUGUGGUCCAGAGAUGUGGUGUCGUCGGGGUCAGUGCGUAAAGCAAGGUGAUGAAGGUCCAAAGUCGGUGCACGGUCAGUGGUCAUCCUGGUCCGGGUGGUCCAGCUGCUCUAGAAGCUGUGAGAGUGGAGUGACCUACAGAGAGAGACACUGCAACAACCCAAGGCCAAUGUAUAGUGGAAGGUUUUGUGAGGGCUCAUCUCGAUCUUAUAAACUGUGCAACACUGAUGACUGUCCUCGCGACACUUUAGACUUCAGGGCUGUCCAGUGUGCUGAGUUCAACAGCAAGCCCUUCCGUGGAUGGUACUACAAGUGGAGACCGUACACUGGAGUAGAUGAUCAGGACGUGUGUAAGCUCUACUGCUUUGCUGAAGGAUAUGACUUCUUCUUUGCCCUCUCCAGUAAAGUCAGGGAUGGAACACUCUGUACACAGGACAGCCCUAAUGUCUGCAUUGAUGGCACUUGUGAGAGGGUGGGCUGUGACAGGGUGCUGGGAUCCACUGCUGUGCCGGAUAUGUGUGGUGUCUGCAAAGGCGAUAACUCCACCUGCAAGAUCUACAAAGGACAAUACACCAAACAACAUUUUAUGAGCCAGUAUUAUCGGGUGGUCACCAUUCCAGCUGGAGCACGAAGUAUCCGUGUGGUGGAGCUCAACUCUUCCAGUUCCUACCUGGCCUUGAGGAAUCUGCAGAGGAAGUACUUUCUUAAUGGGCACUGGACAGUGGAUUGGCCUGGGCGACACUCCAUCGCUGGUGCUGUGUUUGACUACAAAAGGCCCUACAAUCAUCCAGAGAGUCUCAUCUCCACUGGACCCACCAAUGACACUCUUGUGGUUGAGGUUCUUCUGCAGGGCUGGAACCCAGGCAUUCAGUGGGAGUACACACUGGCCAAGGAAGAUACAGACAGGCGGAUCCAACCAAAACACAACUACACCUGGGCCAUCAUUCGAUCACAGUGCUCAGCCACCUGUGCAGGAGGUCAGAUGGUCACUAAAUCAGCAUGCUACAAGGAUUUAAGAGUUCAGGUGAACACGUCUUACUGUAUCUCACGCUCUCGGCCCUCUACCGGUGUGGUGUCCUGCAAUACACAACCCUGCCCCCCAAGCUGGAAUGUGGGGGACUGGGGUGUGUGCAGUCGCAGCUGUGGAUCUGGAGAGCAGACUAGACAGGUACAGUGUCUCCAGAAAACAGGCCCUGAUCAGAUAGACACUGUGACCGUCAGCCAGUGUGUAAAACCAACUCCAUCUCGCAGACAAACCUGCAACACUCACACCUGCCCUCCGGUCUGGACUGCUGGACACUGGUCUCAGUGUUCUCGUAAAUGUGGGAAGGGUGUAAUGAAGAGGACCGUGGCGUGUGUCAGCAGUAACUCAGGUUCUCAUUCCCAUGUGCUGCCAGACACUUCCUGUGCUUCUCUACCUAAACCCGUCAGCCAAGAAACUUGCAUGAUUAAACGCUGCCACAAACAGCGCAAGGGCCAGUGGUUCGUCUCCACCUGGCAACCGUGUUCAGUCUCCUGUGGUAAAGGGGUUCAGGUCCGUGUUGUGAAGUGUGCAGAAAAGGAUGUUGCAGGAAAAUACAGAGAGUUAUCACACAAAAAGUGUCAGCAUGUUCCUAAACCGUCCCUGGAGCUCCAGAGGGCCUGUGUUCUGCCAGACUGUCCUAUCCACCCUCCUCACAGCAGACCAAACUGGUACUCGUCUCCAUGGUCCCAGUGUACAGUGUCGUGUGGAGGGGGAGUUCAGGUGCGCUCAGUGCAGUGUCUCGUUCAUGGUCGUCCUUCCUCUGGGUGUGUCUUACAGCUGAAGCCGGCAAUGUCCCAGGCCUGCAACACUGCCUUCUGCUCCCAGCCAGAGAAGAAAGAUGUGAUCUGUAAAGAUCAUUAUAACUGGUGUUAUCUGGUGCCACAGCAUGGAGUAUGCAACCACAAGUUUUAUGGGAAGCAAUGCUGCCAGUCCUGCUCUCAUACAAACCCGUGAGAGUUUUCUACUCGAUGCUUUUCAUUUAACUUCUGAGGAUGAAGCCUUCAAAGGCCAGAGUGAUGCUCAACCUGAUAUUGCAUUGAACAUGUUCAUGUACUGAACACAAAGACAUCAUUAUGGACUUGAAUUAGCUUGUUUUCUGGGACUUCACUGGAGAAGGGCACUUCAUGCAGAGACAGGAAAGACUCAAUGCAUAGACUGCAAUUGUGUCUCUCUCCAGCAGGAAAUUACUUCAUCGAACAUACCAUGAUACCAUGUCUAUUGGGGCGCAAGGACUUCCUUCAUUUCCUUUGAGUUUCAAUGAGCUUCAAAUGCACAUGAGGCAGAAAUAUCUUGUGAAAUACUCCUGGUGUCUUGGUGCUAGCUGAAUAUAGACUUUUUAAUCGGUGUGGCUAAUUGUGCUCCAUAUGGAUAUUUGUUAUGUAUUAAUACAAACUCAACAUUGUGAAGAGGUUUUUCAUGAACAUGCCUCAUAAUCUCAUGUUAAACCAAGUAAACAGGCUUUUAAAGAGUCAAAGUGGCAGCCAAUUAUGUUGUGAGCCUACAUUAAUUUUUGGUGCUAUAUGUAGAUUUUAAAGGGAAAGUUCAUCCAAAAAUGAAAAUUCUGUCAUCAGUUACCCACCCUCAUGCCGUUCCAAAUGAGAAUCAAUGACAUUUAGCAUGCUUGACAUCAAACUUGGCAUCACACAUCUUGAAUGAUAAACUAGUUGCACCAGGAUAGAAGAUGUUCAGUGAAUAACAACUUAAAUUUCAGUAUUUUCCUCAUAAAAAGCAGUCCUGUGUCUUCAGAAGACUUGGAUAAUAGCACACAAGAUGCAAUGAGUAAUUUUAUGUUGCUGAGCUUGACAGCCCCUGCUCACUAUUUACUUUCAUUGUAUGGAAAAGAGCAGUUUCAACAUUCUGCAAAAUGUUCCACAGAAGAAAGAAAGUCAUAGAUGUUUGUAGUGACAUGAGGGUGAGUAAAUGAUGACAGAAUUUUCAUUUUCGGGUAAAGUAUUCUUUCAAUGGUAGCCAAACAGAUGCAUAACAGGGGUUUUUAAUUAACGUGAAAUUGAAUCAGUGCCCUUGUAUGAUUUAUAUUAAUUCUCUUAUUUAUUAGCAAUACAUGCAAUGUAUCAGAAUGAUAGUCUGGCUUUAAUAUUAUUGUCAGUCUGUGUUUAUAACCUCGGGUAUAGUUGCACGAUUUGUUAUUUUUGUUUUCUUUUGCAUUAUCUAUUCAUGCUUUUAUAAUUCUGUUUUUGGGUUUAAUUAUUUUGGAGGAAAACAAAAUGCCAAUCUAACCAAUAGCCAUGUGUUUACUGAAUUGUAAAAAGUGUCACAUUUAACAAACUCAGCUUUUUCGUGGGAUUUUUGUCAGUGUUUUUAGCAACUGUCACUGCACGACUGCCAAAUCUUCAGUCUGAUUGACAGACAGUUCUCCACAUGAAAGACUCUGGCACACUUGCAUAUGGAUUUUAAAGAGAGCUGAAUAGCACAAAUUAGUUCCAUCAUUUACAGUAUGCAUUUGUUGUCAAACAGCGAUAG
Messenger RNA from Xyrauchen texanus (razorback sucker), 5292 nucleotides. RefSeq names its product A disintegrin and metalloproteinase with thrombospondin motifs 16-like. The transcript is spliced from 24 exons. NCBI's taxonomy places the organism in Eukaryota, Metazoa, Chordata, Actinopteri, Cypriniformes, Catostomidae. Gene Ontology annotation, cellular component: extracellular matrix. Gene Ontology annotation, molecular function: metalloendopeptidase activity. Bases 37 to 3765 code for a protein of 1242 amino acids. Gene Ontology annotation, biological process: extracellular matrix organization; proteolysis. The record is from RefSeq and is a predicted model, not a curated record.